Oreochromis niloticus (Nile tilapia) is the source of this 3780-nucleotide messenger RNA. RefSeq names its product UDP-N-acetyl-alpha-D-galactosamine:polypeptide N-acetylgalactosaminyltransferase 14 (GalNAc-T14) (gene galnt14). Gene Ontology annotation, biological process: protein O-linked glycosylation. NCBI's taxonomy places the organism in Eukaryota, Metazoa, Chordata, Actinopteri, Cichliformes, Cichlidae. The coding region runs from base 998 to 2689 and encodes 563 amino acids. The transcript is spliced from 15 exons. Gene Ontology annotation, cellular component: Golgi apparatus. The record is from RefSeq and is a predicted model, not a curated record. Gene Ontology annotation, molecular function: polypeptide N-acetylgalactosaminyltransferase activity.
GGAUGGAAAAAAGUCCCAACAUUUUAUUUUCCUAUCAGCUGGUACCACAUAUAAAACACCGGGGCACGACCACACAGAAAUGACCAUAUAACGCACAAGUAUAAAUUUCAGCAACAAUGUCGGCCACUUACAUAAGUUACAUGUCAGGCUCUAAAAAGAUUAACUGCAGAAGUCUAAAUCAGGCAUUUGGGAUUAGCUGAAAGCAGCUUUAUGAACGUGGUAAAACUCUGCCCCCUGAUGGUGAAGGUUUUAAUUACAUUUUGUCAAGGUUAAUUACAAAAAGCACCUUUAAGCAGUACUUCAUAUUAGUUUCUUAUUCUUCACACUUUUCAGAAACUGCAACUAACUUAUUUUAAUUUAUGAUAAUCUGCUAGUUUUCCACAUUGGUUAUUAUCAAUAAACUCAAACUUGGAUAACUUGGCUGAGCAGAACCUGCAAAAUCCAAAAGUAUGCAACAGAUAAACAAUAAUCUAUCAGAGCAAGGAAACAAGCAAAUGCAUGCCUACACCUUUCCCCAGUCAAUGCCUGUCGUGCUGACCUAACUGAUCAUUGUCCCUUUUUUUUCUCUCAGUUUCCUCCUCUCUUCUUCCUCCUCCUCAUUAUUUUGGGCUCCUCUUUAGUGAAGUAGUUGCGGGUGUCGCCAGGUGGAGCUCCAUGCUCUCCCAGUCAAACCUUCAGGAGGGUCCAGGACUCCCUCAGCGAAACACACACACACACACACACGUAUACAAUAACAUGCUCGCGCACACCAGCGCACGCGCUUACGGCUGUCAGGCGUGUCAGAGAAGCGCUCGCUCUUCUGUGAGUUGAAGGAGCCAGAGUGAGGGCGAGCGUGUAGUCGGUGCUUUACAGUGAGCGGGACCAGGCACGCUGCUGCCGUGCCAGUGAGUGGAGGCUCGCCCCGAGUCCGCUUCUUUCACUUCUUUUCUCGCUUCUGUGAAAUGGACUUCUGACAGCAGCCGGGCUGCGGGCGCCGCCGGUUCCUCCUGACCGGAAAAUGAAGCGACUCUGUCGGAGGCUGGCGGUGGCCGUGGCGGUGCUGGUGUGGCUGGGAGCGCUGGUUUACCUGCUGGUGUUGAGCCGGAGGAGGUUGCCGGAGCUCAGUCCAGGAGCGGGAGGAGGGGGAGGAGGAGUAGCAGGAGAGACAACCUACAACCAGAUUUCAGAUGCAGAGUGGGAGGACAUGUUGGAGGGCUUUGAUGAGCGGAGUUACCUGAGCGCUCGGCGCUGGAAGCCCGGAGACGACCCGUACACUCUGUACGCUUUCAACCAGAGAGAAAGUGAACGCAUCCCCAGUGAUCGAGCCCUGAGAGACACUCGACACUACAGGUGCACCACUCUUCACUACGACUCAGAGCUUCCUUCAACCUCCAUCAUCAUCACCUUUCACAAUGAGGCCAGAUCAACUCUGCUGCGUACCAUCAAGAGUGUUUUAAACAGGACUCCAGUUCAUCUCAUCUAUGAGAUCAUUCUGGUGGACGACUUCAGUGACGACGAGAGUGACUGCCAGCUUCUCACCAAACUGCCCAAAGUUAAAUGCUUUCGCAACAACAAGCGAGAAGGUCUCAUCAGGUCCAGAGUGCGGGGGACGGACGCUGCAAGAGCCAAAGUGCUGACCUUCCUGGACAGCCACUGUGAGGUCAACAAAGACUGGCUGCCACCCCUCCUGCAAAGGAUCAAAGAGGACCCGUCUCGAGUGGUUAGCCCAGUCAUCGACAUCAUCAACAUGGAUACGUUUGCUUAUGUGGCAGCCUCUGCUGAUCUCCGUGGAGGCUUUGAUUGGAGUCUCCAUUUUAAGUGGGAGCAGUUGUCGCCUGAACAGAGAGCCCGCCGGACUGACCCGACCCAGCCAAUCAAGACCCCCAUCAUUGCAGGCGGACUCUUUGUGAUUGACAGGGCCUGGUUCAAUCACCUUGGAAAAUACGACACUGCCAUGGACAUUUGGGGCGGUGAAAACUUUGAGAUCUCAUUCCGGGUUUGGCAGUGUGGCGGCAGUCUGGAGAUCCUGCCCUGCAGCAGAGUGGGUCACGUCUUCAGGAAGAAACAUCCGUAUGUGUUUCCUGAAGGCAACGCCAACACAUACAUCAAGAACACACGUCGAACAGCCGAGGUGUGGAUGGAUGACUUCCGGCUCUUUUAUUACUCCGCUCGCCCGGCAGCACGAGGCAAAUCCUACGGAGAUAUCCGAAGCAGAGUGGAACUUCGGAAGAAGCUCAACUGUAAAUCCUUCAAGUGGUACUUGGACAAUGUCUACCCAGAGCUCAAGGUCCCAGACGACUCUGACUCACAGUCUGGAGUGAUCAAACAGAGGCAGAACUGUCUGGAGUCCCGCAAGGUGGAGGGUCAGGAGAUGCCCGUCCUCACAUUAGCUCCCUGCACGGGAACCGAGGGCGUCCCCGCCAUCAAUCAGGAGUGGGUGUACACUCACGGACAGCAGAUCCGACAGCAGCAGCACUGCCUGUCUGUCUCCACCACGUUCCCUGCCUCCCAGGUCCUGCUGCUGCCCUGCAACAUGGCGGAUGGCAAACAGCGGUGGCAGAAGUCAGGGACUCACUUGGAGCACCUCGUCUCCCGGUUCUGCCUGGACUCGGAGAUGGCUCUGGACGGGAUGGACGAUUCCCGAAUGUUAGUGAUCAGCCCCUGCGAACUGAGCGCAUACACGCAAAGAUGGGAAGUCCCCUUCUCCUGACCCCUGACCAUGUGACCUUUACACUCAUGUGCCCUGUCACACUCAUCCCUCAACUCAAAGACCCGGACAGAGAGAGAAUGCUGCUCACACACUGACCAUGCAUGAGCAAUCAUGUCACAGUGCUGCAUCGAGGAUAUCUGAAUAGAAAGCUGAUGAAGACUUUUUUAUGGCUCUUUGUAGCAUGAAAAGAAAUGCAGACCUUUCAGGUAUAAAGUCCUGAUUUAUUUAUGAGCUGCACUGGUUUGAAAUAAUGUUGCUCCAAGAGACGCAGGAAAAAUGUGUGGUUUGGAGAUUCAAGUGUCUGUAUUGAAGAGUGACAACCAAGUGCACCUUAAAACCCAGAACUUUCAAAUAGCUGAGAUGGACAAGAAAAACCAAACAAAAAAUAACAAUCAGAGAAUGUUUCCUGUGUCUUUUGCAAUCUGCUUUUAAAGGAUGUUUAAUAAGCUGGAAAUUAAAACCAAGCACAGCUCGAGGUUUUAUUUCAGUUUGUCAAAUACCUGUCACUGUCUUUACUGCAGCUUCCCAGUCAGUUUCAUACUGGGAUCUAACCAGAAACUCACCAAAGUAAAGCCCCAGUAAACAGCACAAAAUGUGAAAUCUUUAGUCUGUCACACCAAGCGGGAUGCAAUCAUCUCCAGUCUGGAUUCUAUCCUAAGGGUUUUUUUUGUUUGUUUGUUUGUUUUGUUGCUUGGCUUAAGCUUUCAUUUACUGCUUUGGGGAUGGUCUCAGUUAUUGAGGUUCUCAAUUAUGAGGACAGUUUAUGUACAAGUAACCCCUGUGAUUCUAAAGCUCUGCCUCCACCCUGCUCUAAAUGCUCCAUUUCAUACCGUUUUUUUCAACAGUAGGCUCUUUGUGAUGUCAGUGAGAGAGGAUAUUCCUAAAGUGAGCACAAAAGCCCCGCCCAUCUUCUGUUCAAACCUUCUGUUUGCAAGGGGCAGCCAAUCAGAAGAAAGUAAGCUUACAACAGCAGCUCCCAAAGUUUUUGUGGUAUGCCCCAUUUUAGAAGCUCAAGACUCUCGAGUUUUAAAAAAACGAGGAUGAACGAUAACAAAGGAUCUUUGUGUAAGGUAUAACUCCUCUUAUGUUGA